AUCCCUAUAUUUUCGUUACGCUUUCACAUCUUCAAAGCUGCUUUAGAAGAAGCUCAAUAAAGAAGAAGAAGAGGAAGAAGAAAUUAAAUCACCAACUUCGAAAUUUUCGGUUUAUAUAUGUUCCAUGAUUUCAACCCAAAAAGCUUCUCCACAAGGCGGAUUGCAAAUGCUGAGAUCGACUUCUGCUGAUUAGGAUUUUCCCCUGCCGGAACCGGGGGAGAUUCACGGCGGAGAUGGUGGUUAGAAAAGUCGGCAAGUACGAGGUCGGGAGGACGAUUGGUGAAGGUACUUUCGCAAAGGUAAAGUUUGCUCAGAACACUGAGACUGGCGAGAGUGUUGCUAUGAAAGUCCUCGAUCGGAGCACCAUAAUCAAGCACAAGAUGGUCGAGCAGAUAAAGAAGGAGAUUUCAAUCAUGAAGCUUGUGAGGCACCCUUAUGUCGUUCGUCUUCAUGAGGUUCUUGCAAGCCGGACUAAGAUUUACAUAAUCUUGGAGUACAUUACUGGUGGUGAAUUGUUUGACAAAAUAGUUCGUCAUGGACGGCUUAGUGAAGCUGAAUCUAGGAAGUACUUCCAACAGCUAAUUGAUGGUGUAGAUUAUUGCCACAGCAGGGGAGUAUACCACAGAGAUUUAAAACCUGAGAAUCUGCUACUCGACUCCCUAGGUAAUUUAAAGAUCUCAGACUUUGGUCUGAGUGCGUUGCCUGAACAAGGAGUUAGCCUACUCCGCACAACAUGUGGGACUCCAAACUAUGUAGCACCAGAGGUGCUCAAUCACAAGGGUUACGAUGGUGCUAUGGCAGACGUUUGGUCCUGUGGGGUAAUCCUUUAUGUGUUGAUGGCAGGAUAUCUUCCAUUUGAUGAGCUUGAUCUCACCACGUUAUAUAGUAAGAUUGAAAGAGCCGAUUUUUCAUGUCCAUCUUGGUUCCCGGUGGGGGCAAAAGCCUUAAUCUGCAGAAUAUUUGACCCCAAUCCUUCUACUCGUAUUACAAUUGAACAGAUCAGAGAGGAUGAGUGGUUCAAGAAAAAUUAUGUUUCAGUCAAAUUGGUCGAAGACGAAGAUGUAAAUCUGGAUGAUGUGAAUGCUGUCUUUGAUGAUCCUGAGGAACCAAGGACCGAAGAACAACGCAGUAACGAGAACAUGUGCCCUCUGGCCCUUAAUGCAUUUGAUCUAAUAAUUCUAUCACAAGGCUUAAACCUGGGAACGAUGUUUGACCGUGGCCAGGAUUCUAUGAAGUACCCUACACGCUUCGUCUGCCAAAAGCCUGCAAAGGUCUUAUUAUCAACAAUGGAAGUCGUAGCUCAAUCAAUGGGUUUCAAGACACACAUACGCAAUUACAAGAUGAGAGUAGAAGGUCCUUCGGCAAGUAAAACUUCGUAUUUCUCAGUCAUUAUGGAAAUUUUUGAAGUUGCUCCCACGUUCUUUAUGGUCGACAUUCAGAAAGCAGCAGGGGAAACCAGCGAGUACCUCAAGUUCUACAAGAGCUUUUAUGGCAAUCUUGAAGACAUCGUCUGGAAACCAUCAUUUGACACCAGCAAAUCGAGAAUCGCCAAGAACAAAAGUAAAAAACGUUGAUUUUGUAUGCAUCAAAGCCUCAGAAAUUCCACAGCUAUCAUCUAACCCGAGGAAGAAAGGCAAAGCAGUAUGAUGUUGAGAUAUGUUUACAGUUUUUUGAUUAAUUAAUUAUACCUUACCUGCCCUUUUCGGCAACAGUGAGAAGAUAAGUAAUCCUUAGGUUAUUUGUAUAAGAGUAUUUGUAUUAAAAUCUUUGCAAAUUUGUACAUUACGUCAUCUAGUUUUUACUUCGCAAAUUUGCAGAUCGACGCCUUGUCUUUCGGUAAAUAGAAAAGAAACAAUGGCGUCGACAUCAACUUGUCAGUUUUUUUCCCCUUAAGCUCAAUAUCAGCUGGUUAUUCUCUUGAUCUUACUUACA
Molecule: messenger RNA, 1932 nt
Organism: Cucumis sativus (cucumber)
Lineage: Eukaryota; Viridiplantae; Streptophyta; Magnoliopsida; Cucurbitales; Cucurbitaceae
Product: CBL-interacting serine/threonine-protein kinase 8
Exons: 14
Coding region: 234-1574 (446 amino acids)
Biological process (GO): signal transduction; protein phosphorylation
Molecular function (GO): protein kinase activity; ATP binding
Source: RefSeq, a predicted model, not a curated record